CCCAACGAUACGUGAUCAUUCUCUCAGCCAAUCGCUGCACGGAAUAUGCAAAAUCUGGUUUAAACCGGUUUCUAUCUUAAAUUUCAAUAUAAAAACUUAAUAAAACAUAUACAGCCGUUAUUGUAUUUUACGCGAGACGCUGUGAGGCGUGCACGGUUCCGUUGCUCACGAGCACACUAUUUAGACAAAUAUUCUGAUUUUUGACAUUUUUUCGGGGUUUUUCUGCAGUCAAGAUGCCCAAAAGAAAGAUUGAUGGUGAGAAGGCCGCCAAAGGCAAAGAGGAGCCAACAAGACGCUCCGCGAGGUUGUCUGCUAAACCAGCUCCUCCUAAACCAGAACCAAAGGCCAAAAAAGCCGCCGCGCCCAAGAAGGCAGCCAAGGGGAAGAAGGGCAGCAACCCUGCUGAAAAUGGUGACGCCAAGGCAGACCAGGCACAGAAGGUUGACGCUGCUGGUGAUGCCAAAUGAGAAGCUAAUGAGUGUCUGAUCCUUCUAUGUACUUGGUGACUGUACAGUUUGAAAUAACUAUUUUUUACCAAGUUUUAUAAUAAGAAUUUAUAGUUGACUUGUUGACUUGCUUUUGAUGUACUGAUUGAUUUGACAGGAGUUACUAUAUUUCAUUCAUAUCCAUUUGUAUCCCAUUUUUUAAUCAAGCGUCUAUAUCUUGCCAAAACGGUUUAGCCUGGCUAAUUCUGUUGGCGAAACGCAAGAAUAUUGUCCUAAAGUUUGUUUAUUGCUUAUCUAUCUAUCUAUCUUUUUCUUUCUUUCUUUGGAUUUUAAACACCAAACAUUCUCAAAAGGCAGCUUAAGAGUGUUUCUAAAAUGUUUUCAGGAGGGGUUUCACCAUGUUGUUAGCAUUUAAACGUAGAAAUACUGUUUUCUUUUUUUAGGAAAUUACAAUGAAAUUGUCACAAGAAAAAAAAAAAUGAAUAAAUCAACAAUGUUAAAUAAAUUUACAAUGUGAACCUUCAAUUUCUUUAGAGGUGUGUGUUCUGAACUUGUCUUUUUUUUUUAUUAAGUUAUGUUCUGAAACAGUGGAAGGAUAUUCAGUGACUCUUAAAAUGCUUUGUUUUAAAUGGUUUUGAAUAAAAAAAUAAAAAACUGUCCAAAAA
This is a messenger RNA of Megalobrama amblycephala (Wuchang bream), 1111 nucleotides long. RefSeq names its product high mobility group nucleosomal binding domain 2 (gene hmgn2). Gene Ontology annotation, cellular component: chromatin; nucleus. The record is from RefSeq and is a predicted model, not a curated record. Bases 234 to 467 code for a protein of 77 amino acids. Lineage: Eukaryota; Metazoa; Chordata; Actinopteri; Cypriniformes; Xenocyprididae. Gene Ontology annotation, biological process: chromatin organization. Gene Ontology annotation, molecular function: nucleosomal DNA binding. The transcript is spliced from 6 exons.